UUGUUGCCUCCAGAGCAGCAUUCUCCAUGGCAACUGAAAACUUCUCUGGGCUGACAUAAUCCUCUUCAGCUCCCAGUGCACAGUCAAGGAAUUUUAAAAAACAGAGGACUUUGAAAGCACAAAAUACUGUCCGACAUUUAAAAGGCUGCAGAACUCGAGAUAAACAAUCAUUUAUCUUCCCUAAGAAAUUCCUCUGGUUACAACUUUACCCCGUGAACAGCCACCCACCUAUCCCUAUCCAAGGCCAACUCAAGGUAAAGGAAGACUGGACAUGUGCAUCUGGACAAAGAUUUCAGUAUUUUGGGUGCCGUUUUUUCUUCUACUCAGCCUCUUUCCCAAUACUCAGACAGACAGACCCUCUUCCCAGGAGAACAGCAGCACUCGGAAUCAAGGCCAACUGGUGGAAGUCCUACGGGUUCUUUCUGCUGGUGACCACACACCCCUCAACAACUCACAAAGUCUUAUCAGAACAUUGUUGGAGAAGACUGGGUGCCCACGGAGGACAGACAGAAUGCAAGGAGAUUGCAACCUGUGUUUUGAACCAGAUGCCAUGUUACUAAUAGCUGGAGGAAAUUUUGAAGAUCAGUUUGGAGAGGAAGUCGUCCAGAAAGUUUCUCUUCUUCUUCUCUAUUACAUUACUCAUCAGGAAGAGAUCUGUUCCUCAAAGCUCAACAUGAGUAAUAAAGACUACAAAUUCUACCUACACAGCUUACUGCGCCUCAGGCAGGAUGAAAACUCCUAUUUCCUUUCAUUGAAUGAGACAGAAGACAUCUUGGCUUUAACCAGACAGUACUUUGGCACUUCCAGGAGCCAGUGUAUGGAAACAAAAAUGCUACAGAAGAAGUCUGGAAUCCUGAGCAGUGAUGGUGCUGAUGAAAAUACACUUCCUCAGCUGGCCGCCGCCAUCAUCACUCUGUCCCUCCAAGGGGUUUGUCUGGGACGAAGAGACUUGCCUUCCCCAGACUAUUUUACGGAAUAUGUUUUCAGAUUUUUGAACAGUACAAAUACCCUCCACCUAUCAGAACUAGACCAACUCCUCAAUACUCUCUGGACCAAAAGCGCCUGUAUCAAAAAGGAAAAAAUCUAUCAACUGCAAAGGAAACAAGGCAACAUAACAAUCCAUGAUUGGGACUACCCUAAUCCAUCUGUAUCUGUGGACAAAGAGUCAGAGGAUGGCCUAAUUUCCUGGGAUCAGACUUGCUUCUCUGCUAGGCAGCUGCUGGAGAUAUUUCUACAGAAGAACCAUUCACCCAUUUCCAAGGAAGACUUUAAGCAGAUGAGUCCAGGGAUCAUCCAGCAGCUACUUAGCUGCUCUUGCCAGCAGCCUGAAGACCAGCAAGCAAAGCCUUUGCCUACCACUCUGGAGAAGUAUGGCUACAGCACCAUGGCCGUGACCCUUCUUACACUGGGCUCCAUGCUCGGGACAGCGCUGGUCCUUUUCCACAGUUGUGAAGAGAACUACAGUCUUAUUUUACAGCUAUUUGUGGGCUUGGCUGUUGGGACACUCUCUGGGGAUGCUCUACUACACCUUAUCCCUCAGGUUCUUGAUUUACAUAAGCAGGAAGCCCAAGAGUUUGGACAUUUCCAUGAAAGCAAAAGUUAUAUUUGGAAAAUGUUGGGAUUAAUUGGAGGCAUCCAUGGAUUUUUCUUGAUAGAAAAAUGUUUUAUUCUUCUUGUAUCAUCAAAAGCCAAGCAGAGCCCAUCAUUGAUUAAUGGACAGGUGGAACAUUCCCACCAUCUUGCACCCAACCUUGAACUAGGUGACCAGUCCGGCAAAGGCAAAUAUUCUUCAACUAUUCAGUUGAGAGGCCCAGAAGAUUCACAGGCAGCUGAAAUUCCUAUAGGUAGUAUGACAGCCUCCAACAGAAAAUGCAAAGCCAUUAGCUUGUUAGCAAUAAUGAUACUGGUCGGGGAUAGCCUGCAUAACUUUGCAGAUGGCCUGGUGAUAGGAGCAGCCUUCACAUCUUCAUCUGAGUCGGGAGUGACCACAACAAUUGCUAUCCUGUGUCAUGAAAUUCCACAUGAAAUGGGAGACUUUGCUGUUCUCUUAAACUCUGGACUUUCCAUUAAGACUGCCAUCCUGAUGAAUUUUAUAAGUGCUCUAACUGCCUUCGUGGGGCUCUAUAUCGGCCUCUCAGUGUCUACUGACCCAUGUGUCCAAGACUGGAUCUUAACAGUUACUGCUGGGAUGUUCUUAUAUUUAUCCUUGGUGGAAAUGCUUCCUGAAAUGACUCAUGUUCAAACACAACGACCCUGGAUGAUGUUUCUCCUACAGAACAUUGGAUUGAUCUUGGGUUGGCUUUCUCUCCUACUCUUAGCUAUAUAUGAACAAAAUAUCAAAAUAUAAGAUUCUCAAAAUCCUUCAAAAAUGAAUUUAUAUGGUCUUAUUUCUUUUGUUGUAUUC
Molecule: messenger RNA, 2404 nt
Organism: Castor canadensis (American beaver)
Lineage: Eukaryota; Metazoa; Chordata; Mammalia; Rodentia; Castoridae
Gene: Slc39a12
Product: solute carrier family 39 member 12
Biological process (GO): zinc ion import across plasma membrane; intracellular monoatomic cation homeostasis
Cellular component (GO): plasma membrane
Molecular function (GO): zinc ion transmembrane transporter activity; monoatomic cation:bicarbonate symporter activity
Source: RefSeq, a predicted model, not a curated record